CCAGUGAGGCCGUCCGUCUCUCUCUCUCUCUCUCUCUCUCUCUCUCUCUCUGUCUGUCUCUCUCUCUCUCUCUCUCUCUCUCUCUCUGUCUCUCUCUCUCUCUCUCUCUCUCUCCUGCUCCAGCCUGCUCGGCUCGACACGAAGAAGCCCAACAUGGAGUAGAGAGCGGGCGAUGGGGCCGCCCUCGCCGAGCGCAGCGCGCACAGUCGGGGCUAAAGUGCAGCGGACGGGGCGGGAGGACGAAGAGGAGGAGGAGGAGGAGGAGGAGGGAGAGGAAGAGAGGCUCCGGGAAAAGCGAAAUAAAUAAAAUCCGAUCAGGCGGCGGCGGCGGCGGCACGGGCAUGGAAGAGAAUAAAUAAAUAAAUAAACAAACGCAUAAGGCAUCAACAGGAGCGCGAGGAGCCGAAAAGGGGGAGAAUGAAGCGUGAAGGCGGCGCGGCGCGCGCGCCGGGACUUCUUCACUGUAGGUGAAAGCGAGGAGGCUGAAAAAUGACCGAGGAAUCGCAGCCAGACGAUGAUAGUUAUAUAGUGCGAGUGAAGGCCGUGGUGAUGACGCGGGAUGACUCGAGCGGUGGGUGGUUGGCUCAGGAAGGUGGCGGGCUCAGCCGAGUUGGAGUGUGUAAAGUGGCUCCGGCUGACCUGGAGCUCAUCGGCCGAAGCGGCUUCCUCAUUUACGGAGAGAGACUCCGAGACAAACAGGUGAUCCUAAAGUGCUUCCUCAAGAAGGACCUGGUCUACACGAAGGCCACGCCCACUUUUCACCACUGGCGUGUGGACAAUAAGAAGUGCGGCCUGACCUUCCAGAGUCCGGCAGACGCCCGAGCCUUUGACCGCGGGGUCAGGAAGGCCAUUGAGGACCUGACUGAUGGUUCCACCACCUCCUCGUCCACUCUACAGAAUGAGACAGAGCUGGGAGACGAUGACGUCUUUACAAACGCCACAGACAGCUCGUCUAACUCGUCCCAGAAGAGGGAGCCUUCCAUGCAGACGCUCGCACCAAUCAGCUUCUGCGAGCCAAGGCGGCACCACCACUGCAUCCUGGGACAUUUCUAUGAGCCACACAGGCACUCUGACCAUUACUUUCUGGACCAGACGGCACCUAUAUUCCCCCAUCACGUGACCUUCCCUCCAGAAGAGGAAGAGAUAGUGCGGAUAAAUCCGCGCGAGCGUGCCUGGCUAACGGGUUAUGAGGACUACCGCCACGCCACCAACGCCACGCGGGACAAACUCCUACUGCACCCUGACCCCACGGACGCUUAUGUCACUUUCGCCAAGAGUGAGGUGCCCAAACACGACUAUACUUAUCCGUACCCACUGGGUGGAGACUCACGCGACCUGUCACGCAACGGUAAAGUCGGCAUUAGUGGUGGCGUGGUCACAGGGCAGCCCACGGCCAAACGGGAGGACAGCAGCCAGCGCCUGCGCUGCAUUUACUGCCGGGACGUUUUCAACCCGGCACUAAACCGGCGCGGCUAUUGCCAGGAGGCACCAGACACAGUGGACACGUGCAUACGCCGCGUGAGCUGCAUGUGGUGUGCUGAUAGCCUGCUGUACCACUGCAUGUCGGACCCAGAGGGCGAUUACUCGGACCCGUGCUCGUGUGAUCCCGGCGAGGAACACUUCUGCCUGCGCUGGACAGCUCUACUGGGCCUCUCACUAAUCGCCCCCUGCAUGUGCUGCUAUGUUCCACUGCGCGCGUGCCACCGCUGCGCCAUAGCGUGCCACUGCUGCGGGGGCCGACACAAAGCCAUGGGGUGAACCACGGCAACUCUUAUACACACCAGCAAACAGCCAGGAGCAGAGACGCAAAGCGUGGAGGCAAAAAAAAUGAAAAGGCCCUAUUUGACCUGGAUUGGUUUUACCUAGAGAGCUGACCCAACUCUGCUCUGCUGCAAAUACCAGUGGCAAAGUUUAACAGUGUCCCUUUCAACUUAAAGAGAAAGAGUAGUGCACAGCUGUUUUUGGUAAAAUGAUGUAGAGUGCAUUAUUAAGUUCGAAUGUUAUUUAUCUUGUAUUUGUGUGAAAAGUCACACUGUUACAGAUGAUCAGGUGUAGUUAUUUUUGCUGCAUACUUCAGCUGUGCUGGCGGUGCUAGCUUAUAGCUCUAAUCCGGCCUAAACUUUUGGUCUGGACCUAAAUACAGCCCGACAAUUUCUGUCCAAGACAAACUUGACCACACAAUCAAACACAGUUUUGAGUCUGAAAAUGAACGAAGCCCAAUAAUAUUCUGUCCAAAACUGACCCGAACCAGCCCGUCAGCACAGAACAAUGCAGAAUAAAAUAUUUCCAUAUUCACCAUGUAGAAAAAUUAAAUUGCCAUAUAGUGAUUAGAUCACUGCUAGAUACAAUAAAACCAGACGUUAGCCUCCACCUGUUUGUCCUAAAACCUUAUUUCUUUAUAUAGAACAUGUUACAUAUCGCUGCUGUCGGAACCUUGUAUCUCCAUAAUGGUAACUUUACAGGAGAAGGAAAAAAACUGCUUUGCUUUUAAAGUAAGUCUGUGGAACCAGUCUUUUUUUCCAAGCCAUUGCAGGUCAUUUUUUUGGUCCAUUCAUCAUGAAAAACAGAAAGCUCAACAAUUCAUUACUGUGAGCUCAUUUACACAUCAAGGCUGAAACUGAUCUGUCCUAACUAAGUAGCCUUUCAGAAUAAUUUGAGAUGAUUAAUGCAAGCUAGAUUGGGGUAUUUUGACCAAAAAACAGUUGUGCGCUACCAUUUCUCACACAAAUGACCUUUCCGUCUGGGCAUACUUGAGGAAAUCACGUAGACUUUAUCCUGGACCAAUCAGGCAAUCAGAUUCCUCACAAAAUCAUUACACAACAUCCUCUGGUAAAACGAAUCCAGCUCCAGUAGUGCUUAAGUUGAGGAGCGCUGGAAAUGAAACGGUUGCUGGCAAACUUUUUGUUGGAGCUUUGUUUACGCUGGACAUCUCUCCUGGCCUGUUUUUAUUCUGUCGUUUUUUGUUUUGUUUUGUUUUUUUUGUGACUCUCAGCUUCUAUGACAUUCAUUUUAAAAGAUAACAGUAAAGGCAUUUAUAUAUUCAUUUAUAUAUGAUAAAAUAAUUAUAUAAAUAUAUAAAUAUAAAUACAGGUACUUUUAUGUUUUUACAAUAUUCUGAUUUGCUUCCUGUCUGGUUUGUGUUCCAUACGAGUGUUUUUGUUUGCUGUUUGUUCUUUUGCCCUGGCUUGCCAAACUGACUCUGACUCUGGAACUGUCCUGUCUGAGGCACUUAACACGUGUGUGACCAUCCCCAGUCUGAACCGACAAAUCUGUGUGUAUGUGUGUGUGUGUGUGUGUGUGUGUGAGUGUGUGAGAGAGAGAGAGAGAGAGAGAGAGAGAGAGAGAGAGAGAGAAAGAGAAGACAGAUAAAAGAACAAAUAUUUGAUUAAUGAAGCCAAAUCAAUGUUUGACUAUGUAUAGAGAAUAAUUGCUGUUUUGAAUGUUUGGUGAACAUACAGCCUACAUUGCUGUCAAACUGUAUAGUAAAUGUAUGUGUGUGCAUUAGUAGGAAUGUUUGCAGCCGUAUUUACACUGUGUAUGUUCGGAAUUGAGAAACCAGCCUCAAAUUGAAGGAAUACUCCAGCGUUUUUCGACCUAAUCUCCCUCGGCCCCACCAGUAGUAAACGGCUGAUCACUGCAGGCAAUGAGAUGUCACUUAGUAAAAGAACAGAAAACCACUUGACCUAAAAGAAGCUGAUUGGCAGGGGGUGGCACUUCCCUCUCAACAAGAUCUUUAGUUUACUUCCACCAUAGUUAUCCUGUGUGAUAUAUACUUAUCGUGCUAUAGUUAGUAUAUUGGCGUACCGUCCUUGUUGUUGGCUGGAUAAAAUAUGUGGGUGGGUGGACCGUUUGACUUAACCACACAUCUUUGUUCAGCUUGACAAACUAAGCUGACAGUCCAGUCGUAAAACAAUAUGCCGCAUAUUGCGCGUGAGGAAUUUAUACAUCCAAUUUCUGUAUUUUACUAAUUUCCUAAACCAAGGACAAGAGGAAAGAUGUAGGAUCUGUAUUAAACACAGGCCACAUCACCUAUUAAACUCACCAAAAAGUCUAGGUUCCAUGGCUUACCUUACUGAGUCUGGCUGGCAGACUGAGUCUUUCUUAUUAACUCAGAAUUUGUGUCAUGAAUUAACCUCGCCCUCAAAAACAACUGACAUGCAGGCCUCAAAAGCUUGCCAGACAGAGCAACAGCAGUCACAGAGGAUGAGGUUAACUGUAUUACGUUCUCGUUAUGCUUUUGAUGUAGGCCUAUGCGAUAAUGCUGCGGCAGUGAUUUCAUGCAGGUCACAUGGACAGUAAUAAUCACCACCCCCUUCUAGAAUUCCCCGCCUCCCUCAUUCACUCUGCCCUGAGGCAGGUGCUUCAGUUUCAGCAUCUGCCCAUUGGCCUCUAUUGUAAAAUGUUUUUGAUUCAACAGACGUCUGUUAUUUUAUUAUCUAUAGAGAAAGACGUCGCAAUUAUUUUCCAUGGUAGUUGACCGCAAUUUCCCUCUGGGAUCAAUAAAGUUUUAUCUAUGUAAAAAGGCACUGGCAAAGAAAUAUCCUGGGGGAUAUCAGACUGUAAGGUGCCCUCUUGGUCAGUGUAUAUAAUAAAUGCUUUAUCUGUCCAUUCUUCAAGGACUGUUUCCCUGAGGCUCAGCUCAGCCUUGCCCCAAGAGUAGAGCUAGUGUAUCAGCUCGAGUUCCACAAUUGCUAUUGGGCGCCUCCUCUGGCAAAGCAGUGGUACCUAUAGAGGUCUUCUGCUCUCAGAAAUUCAGAUGCAUGCAUCACCACAGGGCUGGAAACACUAUCACAAAGGCACUAAUAAUCUCUUUAAGAUAGUAUAAUGUGGUUAUUUUUAACAACAUACUAACAAAUGAGUGUAAGGACCGAUAAUUACUGGCUAAACCAAGUUUCUGUUAUUGUAAGAAAAACAGCGAUUUAUCCCAGGCUCUCUGGAAGUUCACAGCAAGUGGAUAGCAGGUAAUGUUGCAGGGAUCAAACUGCUGCUCGGCCAGUAAUGCUAGUAUAUUUGUAUGGGGGGGACUCUUAACAUGAUGUUUAGUUUCUUCUAAAACCAUGUCUCUUGAUAAGAGUGGAGGUAUUAUGCUGUAAAUUAUAUUACGUUGCCCCUUUUUCCUCUUAAACCUCCCAAAACGUCAGUGCACAAGUGUCACCUUCUACUACAGAUGCAGCACACUGAGAUCAGGCUGAAAAACGUGGGAGUAAUCUUUUAAUGCAAUCUAUCUACAGGAUGAAAAACAAGGUGUCGUUUUUGCCUUUUUGUCUAUAAGCACAACACUAAACUUUGUCGCAUACGAACACUUCUGAUAACCUCCUAAGACGCGCGUGUCCACGUCUCGCAGCCUGAAAAUGUCCCACAACUCACAGCCAGUGGAGGCCUGCGGCAAUGUUUUGUGACAACAGGGACUGUGAGGUUCUGUACAUUACGUCUUUCUUUCUUUCUCUCUUCCCCUUCUCCGUUUCUUUCCCUUCCUUUCCGAGUUCUGUUUCUUGCCAGCUUCUGCAAUAAAUGUCAUUCAUUCAGUAAAGAGAGAGUGAAAAAAAAGAAGAAAAGAAAAAAGUGAAAAGAAAAUGCAGUUAUAUUUUUCUAACAAUAUGGACCCCCUGUUCAAAUACAAUGAAAUAUUAAAGAAAAGUGCCUGAA
Molecule: messenger RNA, 5646 nt
Organism: Pygocentrus nattereri (red-bellied piranha)
Lineage: Eukaryota; Metazoa; Chordata; Actinopteri; Characiformes; Serrasalmidae
Gene: spred2a
Product: sprouty related EVH1 domain containing 2a
Exons: 6
Coding region: 490-1758 (422 amino acids)
Biological process (GO): multicellular organism development; negative regulation of MAPK cascade
Cellular component (GO): membrane
Molecular function (GO): protein kinase binding
Source: RefSeq, a predicted model, not a curated record